Messenger RNA from Terrapene triunguis (Three-toed box turtle), 4721 nucleotides. It is a transcript of the gene RALGPS1, whose product is annotated as Ral GEF with PH domain and SH3 binding motif 1. The record is from RefSeq and is a predicted model, not a curated record. Gene Ontology annotation, biological process: positive regulation of GTPase activity; Ras protein signal transduction. Gene Ontology annotation, cellular component: plasma membrane. The coding region runs from base 194 to 1942 and encodes 582 amino acids. Gene Ontology annotation, molecular function: guanyl-nucleotide exchange factor activity. Lineage: Eukaryota; Metazoa; Chordata; Testudines; Emydidae. The transcript has 21 exons.
CCAGAACUGGCCACAGUAUUCCAGCAGCCAAAUACAGAGAAAUUACUGUUCUGAGAGACAUGUCGCAAUACUACUCUUGUUUUUGAUUACCUGAAUUUGUUUGGAGACAAACAUAUAAUAUGGGAGUUCUCCAUUCAUCAUGUUGUGUCACCAGCGGUGGCUGAGCUGAAAUUUCCUGCAUCUUGGGGAGAGCAUGUAUAAAAGGAAUGGCCUCAUGGCCAAUGUGACCAUCACCUCCGCCACUCCAGAGGAUAGUAGCAGCUCUGACUCUUUGGAAGGAAGGAGUUCAGACUAUGCCAAUAAAAGCUAUGAUGCGGUUGUAUUUGACGUAUUGAAAGUAACUCCUGAGGAGUUUGCAAGCCAGAUUACAUUAAUGGAUAUGCCAGUAUUUAAAGCUAUACAGCCAGAGGAACUAGCCAGCUGUGGAUGGAAUAAGAAAGAAAAACACAUCCUCGCCCCUAAUAUUGUUGCCUUCACAAGGAGGUUUAAUCAGGUCAGUUUCUGGGUUGUACGAGAAAUUUUAACAGCACAGACCUUAAAAAUAAGGGCAGAAAUAUUGAGCCAUUUUGUGAAAAUAGCUAAGAAACUUCUAGAACUGAACAACUUACAUUCCCUCAUGGCUGUGGUAUCAGCAUUGCAAAGCGCACCUAUUUUCAGGCUGACGAAAACUUGGGCUCUUCUGAAUCGCAAAGACAAGACCACCUUUGAGAAGUUAGACUACUUAAUGUCUAAGGAAGAUAAUUAUAAGAGGACACGAGAGUACAUCAGAAGCUUAAAGAUGGUCCCUACUAUUCCCUAUUUAGGAAUAUAUCUCUUGGAUUUAAUCUACAUCGAUUCUGCAUAUCCUGCAUCUGGCAGCAUCAUGGAGAAUGAACAAAGAUCCAAUCAAAUGAACAAUAUCCUCCGAAUAAUAGCUGAUUUGCAAGUCUCCUGUAGCUAUGAUCAUCUCAUAACUUUACCCCAUGUGCAAAAGUACUUAAAGUCUGUCCGCUACAUUGAGGAACUUCAAAAGUUUGUGGAAGAUGACAACUAUAAAUUAUCCUUAAGAAUUGAGCCAGGAAGCAGCUCUCCUCGACUGGUCUCCUCCAAGGAAGAUCUUGCAGGUCCAUCAGAGGUGUCAGCAACCGUGAGGUUCAGCAGGAGACCAACUUGUCCUGAUGCCUCAGUGGCAGCCAGCCUCCCAACCCCUCCUGUACCAAGACACAGGAAGAGUCACAGCCUGGGAAACAAUAUGAUGUGUCAGUUCAGUGUAGUUGAAAGUAAAAGUGCAACGUUUCCAACAGAGAAGCUACGCCACCUGCUGGAUGACAGUGUCCUAGAAUCCCACAGUCCUGUCAGAAACCACACUCUAAACUCAGUUUUCACCAAUGGAAUUUCCAUAGGAAGUAGUGAAAGUUCAGAAUUUAGUGAGGAGCUGUCUUCAGGGCUUGAAAGGGGUCGGCUGUAUGCCACGCUGGGGCCUAACUGGCGGGUACCAAUUCGGAAUUCUCCCAGAAGUCGAAGCUGUGUCUACAGCCCAACAGGGGCCUGGAGCUGCACGUUAGGGAGUUCAACAGGAGUCAUUACCAUGGAAGGGCCUUUAAGAAGGAAGACAUUACUAAAGGAAGGCAGAAAGCCUACACUCUCCUCAUGGACUAGAUAUUGGGUUACACUUUCGGGAUCAACUCUUCUCUACUUUGGAGCAAAGUCAUUAAGAGGCACAGAAAGAAAACAUUAUAAAUCUACUGCUGGUAAAAAAGUCUCUGUUGUGGGCUGGAUGGUGGCACUGCCUGAUGAUCCUGAACAUCCGGAUAUUUUUCAGCUAAAUAACCCUGACAAAGGCAAUAUUUACAAGUUUCAGUCUGGGUCAAGGUUUCAUGCAAUACUGUGGCACAAGCAUUUGGAUGAUGCAUGCAAAAGCAACAGGCCUCAGGUACCUGCUAACCUUAUGUCAUUCGAAUAACUUGCAUCAGUAUGUGGUGUGACUUCAAGUGCCAAACUGUAGGAUGGGAAUAUCUUUCCCUUAGGAGAAGGAGCUCCCUAACGUGAGCCAGCUGCCCCAGACGAGAUUACUUCAGCACUUUUCUAUGUAACUUGAAAGUGAUUUUGACACAGCUUUUAAAAGCAGAAAGUGAAUGUUGUCCUUAGGACCAGAUAUAGUCUCAUGCACUGAACAUAAGUAGACAAUUUAGACAGACUGAAGAUGCGUCCUGACUGAUGCAGGAUCCUGGAAACCUUGACUUUAACUUUGUGGUCACAAACUGCCCUGGACUAAUGUUGGACCACAAACCGUGCAUCACAUCUUCUGCCUAUUCUUUUUUAAACUGUUCUUUUUAUUGUCAAGCUGCUUUAUGUGACUGAAGAACAUUUAGCCCAUGUUGGGUUUUCAAUUCUUUCUAAUGCACAAAAUGAUUGACAGUGUUAACUUGCUGCAAAGUGUCAAUUAGAAUAGAAAAUUGUGGAACAACAUUUUUAUAACCUAAGUGCACUGAGUUGCUUGGCAAUGUGGUUGCCUCAGAUUUUGUAUCAAAUCUCUGGACAAUUCUGCAGUUCACAUUUGAGCUAUUUGGGAAAUGUGUAUUUUGGCACAAGAUAAAUAGUUUAAUUUAGUAUUUCUUUCACUUGAAUGUGGUGCUUUUAAAUAUAAUUUAAAGGACGAGUGAAGGGUCCAUUGCUAUUUAAAUUCACUUUGUGUUACAGGUUUUCUUGGGUUUUCUUACUCCUAAGGAUAAAUUGGCCUUAUUAUUUUCCCCUUCACAAUGGGUGCUAUUCAUCUAAAAUCCCUAGCUCCAUGGAUGGAGGUAUUUGGAUCUUCCCAGCCACCUCCUGACUCCUCAGAAUGGCUGAACUUUCCACUCUCAUGUGGAUGAUCCAAUCCCACUCAGCACCUGCAUGUGCACACACAUCACCUGGUAGACAGAAUAACACCACUAGUACUUCUAUCAUGAAGGCCUCUGUUCCUCUGAAAUCAUGAUGGAGGUGAGAUCUAGGCAGGACUGAUUGGUAUACCAGGAGCCACCAACCCAGUAUCCUGGAAAGAGGAAAUGAACCGAAUGUAAGAGACCCUUCUUGCCAGGAGAAACCUCCUGGUUCUCUUUUCCCAGGUGUGCCUUAGCACUACCUGCUGGUCAGAGCUUUCUGCUAUUCUCACCUUGAUUUCAGAAUUCUUCACAUUUUAGUCACAUCCCUCUGCUGGUCAGUGUUCAGGCUUUCAUCCAUCAAGGAUGAAUCAUUGCAUGAAGCUCCCACCUCACUUUCAGCUAGGCUUUCAGAUGCAUUGGUCAUGGCAUUAAAAACCCUCACUCUGCAGCUCCCCAAGAAUGGGCCAAAAUGGUGAGCUAGGUGGGAGAGUGCUGUGAUUCGACCACAGGCUUGCAGACCAUGAAAGACCAGAAAUAAUUUUGGAUGAACAGAGUCCUACAUCAAAACAAGUGCCCAGUCAUUGGGAUAUUCUGCUGAUCUCACAUAAUCUUGAUUUUGCAGCAGAUUUUUUUUUUUAAUUUAUCUUACAAAAAUACCUUACUUGUAAUGCUGAAUUUCUGUUGACUAUAAAAAUGAUUUUUAACUGUCUGUGUCACAAUCCUGAGAAUGAAACUUGGUAUGUGACAAGAAAAAUAGUUCCUACUGAUUCCUGUAGGGAGAGACAGGGCAAGUAUCAGAAUUCACACAGAUUUGACAUCAGACUUCUUUGAUGGUUCAAGAGAUCUUCAGUGGGAUAGAGGAGUGGCCAAAAAAUAUCUUUUUGCCUUUUUAGCAAUCCAAAAAUUAGUUGAAGUAGUUACCUGAUAACAGCAUCUGUAUAUCCAAGAAUGGAAUUUUCAAUAGUUAAAUCUGACACAGGAUUUUUAAAAUGAUGAUGCUGGUGAAAUUCUGUCGUCAGCAUGUUACUGUUGCCCAACUAUUUGAAAAUGAAAUCUUCUGAAUUAUACUCCCAGACAGAGAGAUGCAUGGAUGGUUGUGGUGAGAGGUGAGUUAUACAUUUAGACUAUUUCUGAGGAUGCAGGUAUUCUCUAGACUGCCAUUCAAAUUAAUUCAUAGGUGCAUGUACAUGUAGUGUGUGUCUGUACACAUAUCUAAUCUAUCUGCAGCAUCCAGAGGGUUGAACCAUCUGAAACGGCAUUAUUGUAAAGUUAUAUGUCUGACCUAAACCCUCAAAUGCUAGGGGUAAAGGCUGAAGAUCUAACUUGCCAUCCCCUUAUGCAGAAUUCUUAUAAAAUAGAGCUGCUGGAGUGGUGCCUGUAGCUAAAAUGUCCUUGGAUUUCUGUGUUUAAGCCAGAGCUAGAAUGCAAUGCCGCAUACAAUGCUGUUACUUUUUCAAUUGUAUUUAAAGACAACACUUCCUCCACAUACAUAACAUGUAUUCAAGCAUACUGAAUUCCCACUUUGCCAAUGGAUCAUAAAGGUUUUUGGAACUUCCAGGACUACUGGUUAGAAUGUAAAGUGGCCCACCUGGUACAAUAAAUUUGGAAGGUGACAGAUCAAGAAACCAAACUGUUCUCUUAAAUAAGUAUGCAUUUUGCCAUCAUGGGCAUUGGCUGGCAAAGAUUUAUAAAGGGUCUUGUAACAAUUUUAAAAAUAGGAGGGACUAAUAAAUGCAUUGCCAACAUUUAACAGUGUACUUGUAUUUUCCAGACUGCCAACCAAAUGAGUGUUUAGGAGGAUGAGGAUAGUAUAGGUACAAGUAAAUUGUGGCCUCAAGCAUCGAAGUUUAAAACGCUCAUUUGUCAGAACAGAAUUUUUAA